CUAUACACAGCUGCACUGAAUGAGCUUAUAUUUUUGGAAGGCAUGGGUUGAAAAAAAAGUCACUCCUCAAAAUAAUAAGAAAGUGGCAACACCAUCCUAUCAUUACCUCUUUCGUAAUCGAUGAAGAUGAUGCAGCUAUGUGGGGGGUGGCACAGAGGAUCCCAGGAGCAUGUCAACCAUCAUGAGGUCCAUCUUUAACCUGGUGAGUCCAGAAGACCUCCCCCAUCCCCUUUAAUGUGGAGUGGAGCACCCUAUGAAGGGAUUCCAGAGCUGUCCAGUGGGCACAGUCCUGUCCUGAUUACCUCCUUGCCAGUGAUCAGACAUGAUGGAGGUGAAUGUGACUUGUUUGGAUUGCUGGACACCUGGUUCUGCUGCUGCUACAGACCAAGGAGAGGAAAAAGCUUCUCCUGGAGUAACCACUGCUCUUGCAGUUGUCCUGAUCUUCACCAUUGUUGUGGACAUCCUGGGCAAUGUAUUGGUCAUCCUUUCAGUCUUCAGGAACAAGAAGCUCCAGAAUGCUGGUAACAUCUUUGUAGUCAGUUUGUCUGUUGCUGAUCUGGUAGUUGCAAUCUACCCGUAUCCAGUUAUACUCAUCGCUAUUUUUCAUAAUGGAUGGACACUUGGAAACGUCCAUUGCCAAAUUAGCGGCUUCCUAAUGGGUCUAAGUGUUAUUGGAUCAGUAUUCAACAUUACAGCCAUAGCUAUAAACCGUUACUGCUAUAUCUGCCAUAGCCUCAGAUAUGAUAAGCUUUACAACCAGAGGAGCACAUUUUGCUACUUGUGCCUAACAUGGAUGUUAACAGUUAUUGCAAUUGUGCCAAACUUUUUUGUUGGAUCAUUACAGUACGACCCUCGGGUUUUUUCAUGUACUUUUGCUCAGACUGUUAGUACCUCGUACACUAUAACAGUGGUUGUUAUACAUUUCAUUGUCCCUCUGGCCGUGGUGACAUUUUGUUACUUGAGGAUAUGGGUUUUGGUUAUCCAAGUGAAGCAACGAGUGAGACAGGAUUCCAAGCAAAAGUUGACUCAGACAGAUCUGCGUAACUUCCUCACCAUGUUUGUGGUUUUUGUCCUCUUUGCCGUUUGCUGGGGACCGUUGAAUUUCAUUGGCCUUGCAGUAGCCAUUAACCCAUUCUACAUGGCACCCAAGAUUCCUAACUGGCUGUUCGUUCUGAGCUACUUCAUGGCUUACUUCAACAGUUGCCUCAAUGCUGUAAUUUAUGGUGUUAUGAACCAAAACUUCCGCAAGGAGUACAAAAGAAUACUGAUGUCUUUGUGGACUCCUAGGCUUCUCUUCGUAGACACUUCAAAAGGUGGAACUGAUGGGAUUAAAAGCAAACCAUCACCAGUUGGAACAAAUAACAAUCAAGCAGACAUGUGUGUGUAAGAUAAGACAAGCUGCCAUUUUGUAUGCAUUUUAAGUCAAUUUAACUCAUUAAUCAAAGUUAUCUUUCUGGCAUUUAUUUUCUCCGCUAUGUGCCUAAAUCACGCACUGUUCUUACAAUUAAUAAAUAAAGAAAACAAUAUAUAAGAAAACAAAACAAAAUGAACACACAUGAACUAUCAACAUUACUUGAAUUUAAAAUCUGUAUUUCCUUUUGACAAAAAAAUUAUUUUUGUAUUAAAUGUUUUUGAAUGUGGACCAUUAUUAUUGAGUAUUAAUAAUCCAACAGGAAGGAAUAAUUCAUCUGACAAAACACACAGUGGAAACAAAUGAAACUAAACC
Molecule: messenger RNA, 1726 nt
Organism: Pelobates fuscus (common spadefoot toad)
Lineage: Eukaryota; Metazoa; Chordata; Amphibia; Anura; Pelobatidae
Gene: GPR50
Product: G protein-coupled receptor 50
Exons: 2
Coding region: 323-1387 (354 amino acids)
Biological process (GO): G protein-coupled receptor signaling pathway
Cellular component (GO): plasma membrane
Molecular function (GO): melatonin receptor activity
Source: RefSeq, a predicted model, not a curated record